CGGAGGGGCCGGAGGCAGCGGCGGAGCGACGGCGGGAAGGGCUGUCCCAGGGCUCGGCGGCAGCGGCUGCGACGAUGCCGGUGCAUUCUAGGGAGAAAAAGGAGAACAAUCACGAUGAGAUGGAGGUCGACUAUGGGGAGAAUGAGGGCAGCAGCUCCGAGGAGGAGGAGACCGAGAGCUCAUCUGUGUCCGAAGAAGGGGACAGCUCAGAAAUGGAUGAUGAGGACUGUGAAAGAAGAAGAAUGGAGUGUUUAGAUGAGAUGUCCAAUCUUGAAAAGCAAUUUACAGACCUGAAAGAUCAACUUUACAAAGAAAGGUUAAGCCAAGUGGAUGCGAAGCUACAGGAGGUCAUAGCUGGAAAAGCACCUGAAUAUUUAGAGCCGCUGGCAGCUUUACAAGAAAAUAUGCAAAUCCGAACCAAGGUGGCAGGUAUCUACAGAGAGCUCUGUCUGGAGUCUGUGAAGAACAAGUAUGAAUGUGAAAUUCAAGCCUCUCGACAGCACUGUGAGAGUGAAAAGCUUCUGUUGUAUGACACUGUGCAAAGUGAACUAGAAGAGAAGAUCAGAAGACUUGAAGAAGACAGGCAUAGCAUUGACAUUACCUCAGAAUUAUGGAAUGAUGAGCUACAGUCCAGGAAGAAAAGGAAGGAUCCAUUCAGUCCAGAUAAGAAGAAACCUGUUGUUGUAUCAGGUCCCUAUAUAGUUUAUAUGUUACAAGACCUGGAUAUACUUGAAGACUGGACAACAAUAAGGAAGGCAAUGGCUACGCUGGGGCCACACAGAGUAAAGCCAGAACCACCUGUCAAACUAGAAAAGCAUCUACACAGUGCUAGAUCUGAAGAAGGAAGACUUUAUUAUGAUGGAGAGUGGUAUGGACGUGGACAGACAAUAUGCAUUGAUAAGAAAGAUGAAUGUCCUACAAGUGCCAUAAUUACAACAAUUAACCAUGAUGAAGUUUGGUUUAAAAGACCAGAUGGAAGCAAGUCCAAGCUGUAUAUUUCUCAGCUACAGAAAGGAAAAUAUUCAAUAAAGCAUAACCACAACUGACCGUUGCUAACCAGAUGUGAAGCAAGUGGUAUUGCCAUGCUUGAUGUGCCAUGGGGUGAAAGCUGUAUUUAAGUGUUUUGUAUUCCUUUUAAAUUUACAACAGUAUCUGGUGUGUAUUUGUAGUGCUGUAUGUAAAGCUUCAUAUGGAUGGCCUGCAGAAACCUGAGGAUGUAAAAUCAUGUUGACGGGCAUUUCACCUGUAGACUGGGUCCAGUGCCUAAGAUAUGAAGUAUACUCUUCAAGUAUAAUGGCUCAGAACUUCUCAUAUUUAUAAAAUGGGAGGAAAUGAUAUAUAUUUUUUUCUCCAUUGGUGACCAGUUGGUGUGAUAAAAAUGAAAACCAUAAUUACCAGCAACUCACUUUGUUUUCAGUGAACAUGUCACGUUUCUCUUGUGGAUGUAAAUUUAGCCUGUUCAGCUGUUGCUUUUGAAUAGAUUGUAACAUGCAUAAGCAUUCUUCUAUCCAAAGUGAACCCAUGUAUUAAAAUUAUUGCCCUCAACAGCUCUGCUAAUACUGACUGUGUUAUAUUUUGUAGGGUUUACUGUACUGCUUGUAAUGAGGCAAACCCACUAUUUUGAGCUACAUGUUUUGAGGAGCACUUCUGUAGCUUAGGAUCCUCUACUACGUGAACAUCCUCAGAUUGCCAGCAAAAUGUGUGCAUAAAGUAGAGUCUUGCUCCAAGCUGUGUUAAAUGUAGCUCACAAAAGAUGAUGGGGAUGGUUAUGUAAAUACUGUUGCAUGCUCUGCUUGUUUGGUCCACAGUUGUAUGGAACACUCUGAGUCUUUUGCUGGUUUGUCUUUCAAAAAAAAAGAAGAAAAUAUUUCCCCUGAAAUCAUAUAACAGAAAAUUGAGACUGACUUUUUGGGGUUUU
Dryobates pubescens (Downy woodpecker) is the source of this 1918-nucleotide messenger RNA. RefSeq names its product BRMS1 like transcriptional repressor (gene BRMS1L). The record is from RefSeq and is a predicted model, not a curated record. The transcript has 10 exons. Gene Ontology annotation, molecular function: histone deacetylase binding. Gene Ontology annotation, biological process: negative regulation of transcription by RNA polymerase II. Gene Ontology annotation, cellular component: Sin3-type complex. Bases 75 to 1046 code for a protein of 323 amino acids. Lineage: Eukaryota; Metazoa; Chordata; Aves; Piciformes; Picidae.